Molecule: messenger RNA, 1365 nt
Organism: Lotus japonicus
Lineage: Eukaryota; Viridiplantae; Streptophyta; Magnoliopsida; Fabales; Fabaceae
Exons: 4
Coding region: 103-1044 (313 amino acids)
Cellular component (GO): membrane
Molecular function (GO): oxidoreductase activity, acting on the CH-OH group of donors, NAD or NADP as acceptor
Source: RefSeq, a predicted model, not a curated record
AUUCUGUCUUUGCAGGAUUCCUCUUUUUAGUCAUAGGUAAGUUGUAACACAAGCAUGGUGAUGAAUCUGGAGUUGAACAAAGUUGGUGCAUAGAUAAGAGAGAUGGGAAAUAAGGAAAAGGCAAAGGAACGAAGAGAACAGAGACUUCACGAGAUUCGGCUUCUGAGGACCAUUCCCUAUUCUGAUCACCAAAGGUGGUGGUCCAAGGAAACUGUUGCUGUGGUUACUGGUGGAAACAGAGGUAUUGGGUUUGAGAUUUGUAGACAACUUGCUGCUCAUGGAUUGACUGUUAUACUGACAUCAAGAGAUGCUACUGCUGGUGUUGAAUCAAUUAAGGUUUUGCAAGAAAGUGGUCUGGAUGUGGUUUAUCAUCAACUUGACGUAGUAGAUUAUUCAUCCAUCAACCAGUUUGUUGAGUGGUUGCAGGAAAACUAUGGUGGUUUAGAUAUUCUGGUAAACAAUGCUGGUGUUAAUUUCAAUCUCGGGUCUGAUAAUUCAGUUGAAAAUGCUCGCAAGGUUAUUGAAACAAAUUAUUAUGGCACUAAGAAUUUGACUGAUGCUAUUAUCCCAUUGAUGAAAUCAUCCCUCCUUGGUGCUCGAAUUGUUAAUGUAAGCUCACGUCUAGGUCGACUAAAUGGAAGAAGGAAUAGAAUCAGCACCGUAGCCUUGAGGGAACAACUGAGUAAUGUGGAAUCCCUUUCAGAGGAACUUAUUGGCAUGACUGUAUCCACUUUUUUACAACAAGUAGAAGAUGGAACUUGGACAUCAGGUGGGUGGCCUCAAACAUAUACUGACUACUCCGUGUCGAAACUUGCAGUGAAUGCUUAUACAAGGCUUAUGGCUAGGAAGCUUUCUGAGAGACCAGAAGGUCACAAAAUUUAUGUUAAUUGCUAUUGCCCGGGUUGGGUGAAGACAGCUCUUACAGGUUAUGCAGGGAAUAAUACUGUUGAGGAGGGUGCUGAUACUGGAGUAUGGCUUGCCCUUCUGUCGGACCAAACAAGCAUGGGAACUUUUUUUGCGGAGAGACGGGAAAUAAACUUUUAACGUGUUGCUUACUGGGAUUAGAAGAAUUAAUUUAGAAAGCAUUUGAAUGCCUGUUUCACUCUCUGAGCAAGCUAAAUCUCAUUUUCCGAUGAAGAAAACCUGAAAGCAAGGGACGCAGAGCAUUAGAGUUCAAAAGAAGGGAAGCCCAGGGCACAAAGCUCCUGCAUGUGCAGGGUCCGGCCAUUUGGUCUAUUGUAGCAUCCUCACCUUGUUUUUUACACAAGAGUUAACACUCUUUAAUCGCUACUGACUUGUACAAUUUUCAAAGGAAAAAAAGUAUGGAAAUCAGUCUGUUGGCAUUUGGCAACAGUUUGCUAGCAA